AUUCAAGCGGUGAUGUACGUGUGCAGUCUGAGAAGUUCGUCGGUAGAAAAUAUGGCGCCAAUUUAUGUACUGUUGGUUUUGGCGGCGUUUUGCACGAGUUUUACCGAGGCGGGUUUUCUGGAUUGGUUCCGGAGCAGUGCCAACAAGGGACACCGUAUUUGCAAAGUGGAUUUCGAAGUGCUCGAUCCGAAAGGGUUGAGACUUUGGACAGCCCAUAAACCGGAGAUGAAAAUGUUUGGAGUUGAACUGUACAUAAAUCCUACCGGUAAAAGUGAUCAGAGCACUUGUAAUCUAUGUAAGAAUACCACAGAGGUCAUGCACGGUAAAUUUUUCAUACAGGACGAUAAUGUGAUCGUGAAGAAAGGGGAUGUGCUAGAAUACGUUGCGAUUACUGAUAACGGAAACACUGUUCAACGGCACAAGCCAAAAAAGCUUGUUGUUAAUGACUACUUGAUUAAACCACAAGGUCGCUGUGCUUGCCCUGCUCCGGUUCAAUACUCAUCCGUUCAUGAAUCCGAGCCGUCAGGAGAAAUUGAACUUCUAGAGCGAAUAAUUUCCCAUCUAUCAAACCGUUGUGCCGCAGGAGUCGUGUCAAAUUAUCUCUUCCUUCAGGUUGGAAGUCCCGCGGGACCCUCGGACCUUGUUCAGCGUGUGAAAUCAUAUCUGACUGAUAAUGUUCUUCUCAAACCAUAUGCUGACGCAGUAACUUCCGCCGAGGAAUAUGCUGAUGGCAUUGGAUUUCAAAUGAAAUCAGUCGUCGAUAAGCUUAAAAUACUGGAACUUGGAAAUGGUGCUGGUGACAUUUUGGAUUACGAUGGAUUUACUACUAUCGAUAAAGUUGACAUCAGAGUAUCCGAAUGAACGAUUUAAAUUAAUUGUAUUAAGAAAAUGUUUAGGAUUUUUUAUCACUGCCAGUUACUUCUUGACUACUGAAUUCUAUUGAAGGAAACGAAACACAGACCGUUUAAAAAGCUCUGACCAGUCUUUGUUAGUGUAUACUCUGCAAAUUCAGGAGAAAAACUAAGUCAUAGUUCUAGAAAAAAUGCAGUAAGCUAAGGCUAACUGUAUAUUACAAAUAUUCAACGGCAUAAAACUUCCUUACAAAGAACACACUUUCCUUAUAGAUUAUCGCAUUGCUUAGAAGACAGGUUCUCUGCUACACCCAAACUUGGUGUAAUGAAUUUUUUGCCGCCCGAAAAAAACAAUAGGUUUUCGGAUUAAGAAAGGUUAAGUCGAAGACAAGUUCAGCCUCAAA
Molecule: messenger RNA, 1255 nt
Organism: Malaya genurostris
Lineage: Eukaryota; Metazoa; Arthropoda; Insecta; Diptera; Culicidae
Exons: 2
Coding region: 13-861 (282 amino acids)
Molecular function (GO): carbohydrate binding
Source: RefSeq, a predicted model, not a curated record